AUGAACAACAUCUUCCAAGACCCUCAGCACACAUCUGAAACCCCUGAUAGUACGAAUUCUGUAAAUGAACCCUUCCUAUCUUCGUCAUGCCCGCCACGCAACGUGACGGCAGCUUUGGCAGGUGGAGGCGAGCAGCAAAAAAACAAGAUUUUGGUGAAACAGUCACCCAUGCUUGUGGUGGAUAACAAUGACGUCACCCUCAGCUGCAGGUAUUCUCACAACCUCCUCUUGAAGGAGUUCCGGGCAUCACUGUACAAGGGAGUGAACAGUGAUGUGGAAGUCUGUGUUGCGAAUGGGAAUCUCACCUCUCAGCUUCAGUUUCACUCAAAUGUGGGGUUCACCUGUGAUGGGAAUUUGAACAAUGAAACAGUGACAUUCUACCUCCGGAAUCUGCACGUCAAUCAAACAGAUAUAUACUUCUGCAGAGUUGAGGUCAUGUACCCUCCUCCUUACCUAGACAAUGAGAAGAGCAAUGGAACAAUUAUUCAUGUGAAAGAGAAACAUCUUUGUCAUGAUCAGACAACACCUAGGCUGUUCUGGGCACUGGUCGGGGCUGCUGGAGUCCUGUUUUGUUAUGGCUUGCUAGUGACAGUGGCUCUUUAUAUUAUCUGGACAAAUAGCAGAAGGAACAGACUCCUUCAGAGUGACUACAUGAACAUGACACCCCGGAGACUCGGGCCCACACGCAAGCAUUACCAGCCCUAUGCUCCAGCGAGAGACUUCGCAGCCUACCGUCCCUGA
Microtus oregoni (creeping vole) is the source of this 741-nucleotide messenger RNA. RefSeq names its product CD28 molecule (gene Cd28). The transcript is spliced from 4 exons. Bases 1 to 741 code for a protein of 246 amino acids. Lineage: Eukaryota; Metazoa; Chordata; Mammalia; Rodentia; Cricetidae. The record is from RefSeq and is a predicted model, not a curated record. Gene Ontology annotation, biological process: T cell receptor signaling pathway; T cell activation; T cell costimulation. Gene Ontology annotation, cellular component: membrane; external side of plasma membrane.